AUUCUUUUGAUGCGCUGCUUUUCUCCCUUUUUCCUUUGUUUGCCUCUUUGCCUUUCGCUUGGAGACCCUUUGGAAUCUUUUCCUCCUCCUCCCCCUAUUCUACAAAUGGUUUUAGGAUCAUGUGGGUUGCUACAGCUCGUGUGCAUGGGGGUGCGGAGCCACUUUCUUUGAGGUGCCCAAACAUGAUCCUGAGAUUAGUACUUAUCUUGUUUUGCACCCCUCUUCCCAUCAACUGUAGAAAACUUGAAACCUCUUUGGUACCUAUCUCAAUAUCUCAUCACAUGUUUUCUGUAGAAGGGGGCAGCUCAUCCCUUGCACUCUUUUUGUUUGUCCUCCUUUUCCUUUAGCUUCUGCCUCUUGACCACUCCAAUGCCAUCACCACCAUUGCCCAAGUGAGAUCUCACCUUUGAGCCGAGCAGGCCCUCCAUUUAAGUAGAGAGCCCUUGCUCGCUCAUCCUGUAGGCUCUUGGCACCUGGUAAAUACCAAUUCUCUCGCAAGUUACAUGAGGCACGGGCAAACAGGCAGCAGCUGCUGCUUAGUCGUUGCAUGGAAGUACUAGUGCUUGCUAAAGGCGUGCAGUGAUCAGAAGCUCUGCACAUUGCGAUAGCCAAGAGCCCAAGGACAGCGCGAGGUAGCCGCUAGCCAGCCAUGAGCGGCUUCGCGGGUCAGAGGUCCAGGCCGUGGGUGGAGAUGGCGGGCGCCGCCACCCCGUCGGAGCCUGCCGUCGCCGGCAACGCAGCGGCAGCGUCAUCCAUGAAUGGCGCUGGCGCCCUCGGCACUGCUGCCUCGACGAGCGCCAGUGCCAUCUCCUUCGGCUUCGCGGCGACGGCCGUCCUCGUGUCCAUGUUCCUCCUCAUGGCCAUCUUCGAGCACCUCAUCAAGCCCGGCCUGGCCUCCUCUCCCUCCCCGGGCUCCCGCGACGACGACGGCGCCGGCAGCGGCCACGGCCUCCCCCCCGUCCGCCGGCAACCGCACGACGCGUCGCCGGACAAGCCCAGUCACUCGCCCGAGGUGGAGCCCGUGGUGGCUGCGGCGGACCUGACGGUGCUGAUGCCGGGGCAGCGGUAUCCGACGUUCCUCGCGCAGCCAGCGCCUCUUCUACCUUGCCACAGGGAAGGGGUGCAUUGGCCUCCCCAUGCGCAUCGCCAUUCUUUUGUGCCCCCGUGAUUAUCUUUUUCUGUAGUCUGUACAGAGGGUAAGGUGUUAAAUGCAGGGGAUGUUGGCAUGUGACCAUGACCACUUGGUUGCCUCUUGUUCAUAACGGCUUCGAUGGGCAAUGCAUU
This is a messenger RNA of Phragmites australis (common reed), 1284 nucleotides long. RefSeq lists its product as uncharacterized. Bases 650 to 1168 code for a protein of 172 amino acids. The transcript is spliced from 3 exons. The record is from RefSeq and is a predicted model, not a curated record. NCBI's taxonomy places the organism in Eukaryota, Viridiplantae, Streptophyta, Magnoliopsida, Poales, Poaceae.